AUGUCAUCAGCACUUCAGGCGGCACGAAGCUGUGCUAAUACAAUUCUGUGGCAGAGUCUCCGCAUAGACGCAUUUCAGGGUGCUACCCCACAUGUGCUACUUGUAGUGGACCACACUCCAUGUACUCUACAGAAAGUUCUACUGGAGGGGUACAUUCAGGAACUGAAUCGCUUCAACGGAGAGGCGCCUGAGGCACCGAAUGUUGUUGGGCCACUUCGCGUCGGUCUCCAUUCUUCAGCUAAAACUCCGUGCUUUUCUAAGGGGUUCAAAAGCAACUGGAGGGUUACGUAUGGCGUGUUACCUUUCAAAGCUGACCGUUUUUUGGAUGAUGUGCGAACCUUGCAGGCUUUUCUUAGACUGUGUGGUCACCCAUCUGAUAAAGCUUCUUCUGAAAGUGUGACUGGUGAUGCUGACGGCAGUGUGAAGGCGCGGGAGAAGAUGAGGCAAAUGUUUGACUCUCUGUCAUGGUUGUUGACACCUGAGGAGCGGGGCGAAAUGGAGUGGGAGGAUCCACUCUUUGAGAGGUUGUGCAACGGAUCGGAUCGUGAGUUACUUGGUUGUAUUCUUAUUCAGCGCAACGCCUUCCAAAAUGAACUGGAUAAAUACCGUCUGCGGCUUGAUCUUUUCAACAUGGGCCUACGUGUGGCUGAGCAUAAUCACUUGGAGAUAAUGAGUGCCUCGGCAGAUGAUGUCUUAGCCAGCAAGUGCGACGGCGAUAGCAUCUCGGAUGACACAAAUUGUUGCUUGGAUAACGACGAACUUGUGCAUUACAUGCGGUCAUGUUCCUUCAAACCGGAUGUGGCUGAGGCUAUUGGUCGGGCCAUAGCUGAUUCCAUUGACGUCUGGAGCUGGUCCCGGAAGAUUAGCAGGAAGGAAGAGAAUGGGGAAGGGAAUGACUGCCGGCCACUGCAGGUGGUGCCACCAGCAUCAUUUCAGUCGGCGUUGUCGAAUGAAGGUCUUUGGUCUUUGUACAGUUCAGGUGUACUCACGUGGAAGGGGAGAGCACUCGAUGGUGAAGGAGACGGCGGUACUGACGGAUCCGUUGUCCCGGAAACAAGUUUCAUCACUGGCCCCGGAGCCCCACUUCGCAUUAUUUGUUGUACUGGCCAGGUACUCACCUACGAUGGGGGGAUGGAGGAUUGCUUGCUAAAUACCGGUUAUUAUGCUGCCGCUCACGCGUCGGAGCGUAACAUGGUACAAAAUCAUCGUCUACGCUUUGCUGUGCACCAUGCAGAACCUUCAAACCAAGGGGAGAAUGCGGCCACCGCGGGGGCGGAGGAAGCCGCUGCUGCUACCCUGCUUCCAAUGGAUGGCGUGGGUGAUACUGGGAGACAUGGACGCUUAAAGAAAAAGGAGUAUUUGGCAAUGCUAAAGUUGAAGGGCGCGAAAGACUCGACAAAGUGUGGUCUCUCUCAUUCAUGUGAGGAGGAUGUUGUUCGCGCUAGUGGCACUGAUGGAAGUAACGUCGCAGGUGCGUGUGUUGGCAGUAGCAUUGGUGGGACGUUUCCUGUUGGUGAGGUUAUAAGUGAAUCGUUUGACCUUAGUAAACUAAACGGUACCUGCGAUGUCUUUGCAUACCCUAGUUUAUCCAAGGCAGUGACGAUGGCUCAACCGAAACCCGCGACACUGACGAUUGUGAAAGGUGUCGUCACCGAUAUUUCUCCCGAUGCCCCUGACGAGUUGGUUGAACUUAUUGAACUUGUGCGUCAGACGGAGGGAAGUUGUUAUGUGCGUGAGUUGGGUAUCGGCCUUAGCCCCUACCUUGGGAGAGAUCGUGUGGUGAGUGAUGUGACGGCCUUCGAGCGCCAGUUCGGUGUGCAUCUCUCGCUUGGCCAGCGCCAUCCACUUUUCGUGAAGCAAUCAUCAAAGAGGAAUGCGGACGGUAGUGUGGCUGUUAGUGUGGAUGGGCCAGUGUUGAAGCGAAGAGCGGGGAAGUACCAUAUUGAUGUGUUCUUGGACGCAGCUCGACUUGAGAUGGGUGACUUUACCGUGGACUUCACCAAAGGUCUUGUAAGCAGCUCGGCGGCACCGGCUGCAUUUGCUGGAUAA
Molecule: messenger RNA, 2049 nt
Organism: Trypanosoma brucei brucei TREU927
Lineage: Eukaryota; Euglenozoa; Kinetoplastea; Trypanosomatida; Trypanosomatidae
Exons: 1
Coding region: 1-2049 (682 amino acids)
Source: RefSeq, a predicted model, not a curated record